UUUCCGAGUUCCUUAGGUUAGAGGGAGGUUUGGGUUCCAGGUGGGCUGGGAAAAGUGGGUUUUAAUAUUUAUUUAUAAUUAUAGUCAUGGGGAAGAAACAUAAGAAGCAUAAGGCGGAAUGGAGAUCAACAUCUGCCCCGAGUGUUACUGCUACUGGAACUGGCGCUAGUGCUUACGACGAUUAUAUGGACAAACCUUUGGAAAAGCCAUUGAAAUUGGUGCUAAAAGUUGGAGGUAGUGAAGUGACUGAACUUUCAGGAUCAGGACAUGAUUCCAGUUAUUAUGAUGACCGAUCAGAUCAUGAGAGAGAACGACAUAAGGAAAAGAAAAAGAAAAAGAAAAAAAAAUCAGAGAAAGAGAAAGAAAAACAUCUUGAUGAAGAGGAAAGGCGAAAGAGAAAGGAAGAGAAGAAGAGAAAAAGAGAGAAGGAACAUUGUGAUACUGAGGGUGAAAUGGAUGACUUUGAUCCAGGAAAAAAAGUGGAAGUUGAUCCACCCUCUGAUCGUCCAGUCCGGGCCUGUAGAACUCAACCCACAGAAAAUGAGAGCACUCCUAUUCAGCAAUUAUUGGAACAUUUCCUUCGUCAGUUACAGAGGAAGGAUCCUCAUGGUUUUUUUGCUUUUCCAGUUACGGAUGCUAUUGCUCCUGGCUAUUCCAUGAUAAUAAAACAUCCUAUGGAUUUUGCUACCAUGAAAGAAAAAAUUGCAGCAAAUGAGUACAAGUCAGUAACAGAAUUCAAGGCAGAUUUUAAACUGAUGUGUGACAAUGCAAUGACUUACAACAGACCAGAUACCGUGUAUUACAAACUGGCUAAAAAGAUUCUCCAUGCUGGCUUUAAGAUGAUGAGCAAACAGGCAGCUCUUUUGGGCGAUGAAGAUCCAGCUGUUGAAGAUCCAGUGCCCGAAGUUGUUCCUGUGCAUGUAGAGACUACCAAGAAAUCCAAAAAGCCAAGUAAAGAAGUUAUUAGCUAUAUAUUUGAACCGGAAGGAAAUGCAUGCAGUCUGACAGACAGCACAGCGGAAGAACACGUCCUGGCCUUGGUAGAGCACGCAGCAGAUGAAGCACGAGAUCGGAUCAACCAGUGUCUACCAAAUAGCAAGAUAGGUUACCUGAAAAAGAAUAAUGAUGGAUCUUUGAUCUUCAGUGUACUCAAUCCAUCAGAUCCUGAAACAGAAGAGGAGGAAAGCCAUCCAGUGGAUCUGAGCUCUCUAUCUAGCAAAUUAUUACCGGGUUUUACAGCAUUAGGCUUUAAAGAUGAAAGAAGGCACAAAGUUACAUUUCUUUCAAGUGCUAAUACAGUGGUUUCAAUGCAAAACCACUCUAUCUUUCAUGAUCUGAAAAUGGAUGAAAUGGAGCUGCUGUAUUCAUCAUAUGGAGAUGAGACUGGGAUUCAGUGUGCUUUAAGUCUUCAAGAAUUUGUGAAAGAUUCUGGAAGCUAUAGUAAAAAAAUAGUAGAUGAUUUGCUGGAUCAGAUCACUGGUGGAGAUCAUUCCAAGUCUAUUUAUCAACUAAAACAGAGAAGAAACAUUCCAAUGAAGCCACCAGAUGAUCUCAAAGUUCCAUCAGUCCUCAUAAAAGAAGAACAUAAGUUAUGUAAUACUUGCCCAGAUGACUCCAAGCAAAAUAUGAUUGGAGAAGCCAUUGGAGAUAAUAAUAAUUCUGUUUUGGACUUUUUAUCUAUGAAAACUUAUUCAGAUAUGUCACUUGAUAUAUCCAUGUUGAGUUCAUUAGGUAAAGUAAAGAAAGAAGUUGAUCAUGAUGACAAUCACUUACACUUGGAUGAAACAACUAAAUUAUUACAAGACCUUCAUGAGGUACAAACCGACCGAAUAGGAUCCAGGCCUUCCUCCAACCUUAGUUCCCUCUCUAAUGCUUCUGAAAGGGAACAACAUCACCUAGGAAGCCCAUCUCACCUAAGUAUAGGAGAACAGCAAGAUAUGGUCCAUGACCCCUAUGAAUUUCUUCAAUCUCCAGAAUCUACAAAUGCCAAUAAUUAAUCUCAGAUAUACUGUACAUAUUAACCAUAUAACAGUUAAUAGAAUCCCAUGAAACAGUACGCAUUUUAACCCCAACCUUCAAAUAAGAAUUAAUGUUUAGUAACAUGUAUACAUUUUGGUCGGAUAAAAAACGUCAUGGUAUUUGUACCAUUAGAAACUAUAUUUUAACAGUAUGUACAGUGGAUCUGAAGGAGUUUCAAAUUAUGUAUUUUAAAAAGAAACUUGUUUAAUUUUAUAAAAAAUGGUUAACCGGCUGUUUAUCAUGUUUUAGAUUGUUACACAUACUUGAUGUACAAUUGUAGCUAUAUAGAAAAUUUGCUAGUGUAAAUUUAUUUCAUUUGUAAUGUAAGUUUUAGAAAUAGGAUAGUUUUCGUAUUUUUCGUCCUGUCAGUUUUUAAUUGUCAAGA
This is a messenger RNA of Pseudonaja textilis, 2404 nucleotides long. Lineage: Eukaryota; Metazoa; Chordata; Lepidosauria; Squamata; Elapidae. The record is from RefSeq and is a predicted model, not a curated record.